This is a messenger RNA of Athene cunicularia (burrowing owl), 4035 nucleotides long. RefSeq names its product lines homolog 1 (gene LINS1). NCBI's taxonomy places the organism in Eukaryota, Metazoa, Chordata, Aves, Strigiformes, Strigidae. The transcript has 7 exons. The coding region runs from base 1216 to 3519 and encodes 767 amino acids. The record is from RefSeq and is a predicted model, not a curated record.
UUCUGGGAGAGCGGAACGGGGAGAAGGGCCUGUAGGCCGGGAGGGCGGCGUGGCUCUCUCCGCGCCCGCUGGUUUGGGGCGGUGGUGACACCAAUCCGUGCUCUCCUCUCCGUUCCCUGUCAGACUGGAGUGUCGCUUUUAGGGAGGUCUUCCUAGCAGUAACCCAGUGCUGGAAUAUCUGAAAGGCCAGUGGGAGAGGUACAGUAAGGGUCCAGGGAGUCGGAAGGGGCCUGUCUAGUCCUGUCUAGUGGCUAAAGGUGCUUGUGGGAGAGUAAAUAAAGCAUCUGGCAUGCUUAGGUGUCAAGGUAGAUGAUUCAACCAUUCCAUUGUAAGGAGAUCCAGAGCCUUCAAACUCAUACCCAUAAGUCAUGGACUGUGGUUUCAUUUUGCUUUAUCUGAUUUUAAUGAAAAUAGUUUUUAUUCUGGAUAGUUUGUUUUCUCCCAAUUGUUACUCAUGCAAUUACCAUUUAGUAGUGUAUAUAUAACAGGGAAAGACUAAUACAGGGACUUAACAAUAGCUUUGUCUCAUCAUGCCUCUUUACUAAUAUCUUGUAAUUGUGUGUCAUAAGCCAUUUGUGUUAGUAAAAAAAAAAGUAGAUGUGAUAUCAACAAUGUUAGCCCAGUCCAAUGCUUUCUAUGACAUUGUGCUAAAUUAAAUAUACCACUUUGCAGAAACAUGUAUUUUAUAACUGAUUUAGGAUAUUCUGGAGGUGUUUGCAACCACCUGAACUUCACUUGCUUGGUUUAUGGUGGUCCUUAAACCUGAUAGGCUUCAGCUGCCAUCUGAGUUUUCAUCUCCAGUUCAUUUCCUUUUCCAUUGAGUUUCUUCUCUCGUUCUGUUUACAGCUCCUUGUGAUUUUGAUUUUGAUAUUAAAGCCUAACUAAAGCAGUCAUGAAAAUAAAUAUAACAAAAUAUUUAUGUGUUUUUUCCUUGUAUAGUUUUCCUUUCUGUUUUUGCCUGAUCAGACUAUAUAUAAUGUUUUUAGAACUGUUUCUUAUGGUUUAUGCAGGAGUCUGGCACUGGGAGACGUUACCUUAAUUGGGUUUUAUAUGCUGUCACGAAUAAAUAAAUAAUACAAGUAACUUAGAGGAGAAAUGCCUAAUAGUGCUUCUAUUUUUCUUACUGGAUAAAAAUAACUUCGAAGCUGCUUUGCAGUGGCCAUGAAUAAUCAGUGAAGACCUACGUCAUUUUAUGGAAUAUUGGAUGUUCUCAUAAUGAAGAUCUCUCUUCUGCAGCAGAUGUAUAAGGAUGUGCUGGUAGGCAUUCCACUAGCGAAGGAAAGCCAUCAUUAUACCUCUUUACUUAAUCUGUGUGUUGAACAGUCACCAGAAAGAGAUGAAUCAUGUAACUGGAUGCAUCUGCCAUCUACUAAUGGUGGUAUUAGGAGCCAUCAGGACACUGAUAUGUCAGAUGUGGUUGUCCCUGAAACAGAAGAUAUAUCAAAUAGCUUUGCAAACAUGAACUCCUCAUUCUGUCCAAGAGAAGUGAUGCUGCUUCAGUUAACCCUGAUCAAGAUGAUGGUUGCUAAAGCAGAGUCCCAGGAAAUUGAAUUCAGUGCGAGACAGAAGUACUGUGAAAUCUUUGUCCUUCUUCUGAAGGAAGCAAAAAUUGACUCAAAAUUGAUUUGUCUGCUUGGUAGUUCCGAUCAGCUUUUAUCUCACAUGGCUUCAAAAAGUUUAGCUUCUCUUGUGUAUUUCCAGCUGAAGGAAGAGAAUGCAUUAAAUGUCACCUGGCUCACCUUUAGUUUGAAGACUCUUUCAGGAUUCCCUGUGAGUACCCAGGUAGCAGAAUGUCUGUGGACUCUUACAACUAUUAUCAAGGACAUCCUGAAAGAUGAAGUUUUGCCCAAAGCAGGUAUUUUGACGAAGUUGUUGGCUCCUCUUGACGCUGUGCUUGAAGGAUUUUACAGUUCCAUUCUGUUCCAUCAUUUUGACAGUCACCACUAUACUUCACCUUAUUCUGAAGCUGCAAACAAUUUGAUCAGUUUUAUAGAUCUGCUUGAAGCACUUCUGGCUUCCAGAAUUGAAUUAGAACUACCACUCAGAUGCCAGAGAGUAUUGUUUUUGAAAGUUUCUUACAUUCUGAACCUCAUUAGCUCAUCAAUUCACUAUUUAAUCAAGAAGAAGUUCAUUAUGCUCCUUAAGAAAUGUGUCCUUUACAAGUCUAGAGAAGAUGCAAAAAGUGGAUCACUCUUCUUACAAACCCCAUCUUUAUAUGAGGAUAUGCUCGCGCUGAGUAACAGUGUUCUGCAGGUUGUGAAUUUGCCUUGGCUGACGAAGAUCCCUCUCUGUGAAAAGGCCAGCUACUUUGGAGGCAGUGAAGCUGCUCCUGGAGAUGAUACUCCUGGUAGUUCUGACCAAACUGUUCUCAGAGCCUUAAGUCUGGUUGUGCUUAAAGCUCUGGAAUUCAAGUUUCAGAACUCUGCUACAGAGGCUGAAAUCAAAGGAGACUUUCAGAGUUCCAUGUCCCAGCUGUUGAUAUUCUGGAGGAGUCAUCGGAUGUCUUCCCCACAGUCUCACCCGGUUGUACAUCACUGUGAAUGGCUCUCCUUGAUUUUCAUAGAGCAAGAUGAUGAUAUGUGGGAAGCUGCUAAAGCUUUAUUACUCAUUUAUUUAAAAUUUGAUAGGUUACGCCAUGAUGCUGCUGAUAAUUUAAGCCAAAAAGAGGAGGAAACCUGGAACUUCCUUACUCAUGCAAGUGGAUAUAAUCCUCACUGUAUCUUUUUAUUUUUUCUAGAAAAAAUUGCAUUUGAUUCCACAGUACUCCUAGACUUUUUGAUUUCAUCAGAAACUUGCUUUCUGGAGUACUUGGUAAGGUACUUAAAGCUUCUUAGGAAAGACUGGCAUCAGUUUGUAGAUGUCUGUAACCAUUUUGAUACCAAACACAGCAUGUUUCAACCAAUGUCUUCUGUCAAGCUACCCCAUCAAGGAAAACAAAUCCGUAUGAGUGAUGAGAGUUUGCAAAAUGCUUGUUGUGAACCAGAACCACAGACUCCAAUAUCUUUGGCUGCUUCUUACAAUUACUUAGUGUUUACAACAGAGCAAGGUGAUAAUGAAGUUGCAGAGUCUAACCAGUCUAACUCAUUGAUAUGCAACGAUAGUACAUCUCUGCUGGGUUCUCUUCAAAGCCUUGUUAGUUACGACAGCUCUGAAGACUCUGAAUUAGAAUCAGAUGUAAAAGAGUGCUUGGUAAACACAAAGCAGGUGCCUUUUAAUAAUGAGGGUGAGACAAGGAUAAGGGCAACUGGUUGCAGCCACACAGUGGAUACACUCAAGUCUGAAGUGUUGCCUCUGAAACAAAAGGGAUCCAAUACCUCAUCCUGUUUGACUUGUAUGGCAUCUUCAGAUAGCAUCGUUCCCCUAAGAAUAAUGCUUUGCAAAUCAACAAAAUGUUUGGAAGAACUGCAAAAAGCUAUUUCUAGGUUGCAGAGAAGAAAUCUUUUUCCAUAUAAUCCAUCUGCAUUGUUGAAACUGCUGAGCCACAUUGAGAAAAUCAGUGAGAAUGUGAAUCCACAAUAAUCCAAAGAAGUGUUCUAGUACUUUUGGUUUUUUAACUAAUACACUAGGGAACAUUUCCAUGAGAUUAGUGACUUCUAAAGCGCGUGCCUCUUGCACCUGUCAGUGUAUUUAACCUGAAUCAGGAUAAACACGCUCUUGGUUGACACCUUAAAAAUCUGCAAUUGCAUUCAGUGAUAUGAUCUUAUGGUCUUACGGUUAUUCAUGGUAUGUAUGUCAAUGUACAGUAUAUAAGAAUUAAUUGUUAGGUAUUCAAAGUUUGAUAAUAAAUUACUGAUGUGAAAGCAUAGCAACAAUAUAUGAUGCUUAAAGUAUUGUCAGUUAUUCUUAAUGUCAUUCUAUAUAUGAGGUCACUGCCAGACUGGUAAUGAUUUAUGCACUACAGUGCAGUGUUAAUGCUGAUUGCUUAGAGGUUGAGCUAAAUAAAAUAUUUUAGUUGGGGACAGUUUUGGUGUUUAUACUGUGUGUUCUGCAUCGGUGCUUUGCUUAAGUGGACAUUCAGAUGUGCUACCGUAAACA